AUGCCGCUCUCCACGCAGUCGCCCGCUAGCGGCGAGCCGUACGUGCUGACCGCCAGCCUGGACAACGCCCGCCAUCUCUCCAGCCUCCUCAGGGCCGUCUACUUCCGGGACCACGCCACCUGCUUCGCCACGGCCAACGGCCUCCGGGUGACGGUGGAGGACGCCAAAUGCAUCCAAGCCAACGCCUUCAUCCAGGCAGAAAUUUUUCAGGAAUUUGCUGUUCAGGAGGAAUCGGUGACGUUCCGUAUCAAUUUGUCUGUUCUUCUCGACUGCUUGACCAUUUUUGGUACUGGUUCUUUGCCAGGAACAUCAACGGCCCUUAGGAUGUGUUAUCGUGGUUAUGGUUAUCCCUUGAUGCUGUUCUUGGAAGAAGGAGGAGUAGUGACAGUGUGCAAAAUUAACACUCAAGAACCUGAUGAGUUGUUAGACUUUGAUUUCUGCAGUACAAAGGUUGUUAAUAAAAUUAUCCUGCAGUCGGAGGGGUUACGAGAAGCAUUUGCCGAACUGGAUAUGACCAGUGAAGUUCUGCAGAUUACCAUGUCUCCAGAUAAACCCUACUUCAGGUUAUCCACUUUUGGAAAUGCAGGAAGUGCACAUCUGGACUACCCUAGGGACUCCGAUCUGAUGGAAGCAUUCCACUGUAACCAGACCCAGACAAACAGGUACAAGAUUUCUUUGCUUAAACCAUCUACAAAGGCACUGGCUUUAUCUUGUAAAGUGUCCAUUCGAACAGAUGCUCAAGGAUUUCUUUCACUGCAGUAUAUGAUUAGGAAUGAAGAUGGACAGAUCUGUUUUGUGGAAUACUAUUGUUGCCCUGAUGAGGAUAUUACUGAAGCAGAACUGUAGGUGUAUGUUUUGGCAUCUGUAUUAUAUUUAUGGAUAUACAAAAUACUGUAUUUUUUUAUAAAACUGAAUGAAAGCUAUAAAGAUUGAUAAACUUGA
Gymnogyps californianus (California condor) is the source of this 942-nucleotide messenger RNA. RefSeq names its product RAD1 checkpoint DNA exonuclease (gene RAD1). Gene Ontology annotation, cellular component: checkpoint clamp complex; nucleus. Bases 1 to 846 code for a protein of 281 amino acids. Gene Ontology annotation, molecular function: 3'-5' exonuclease activity. The record is from RefSeq and is a predicted model, not a curated record. NCBI's taxonomy places the organism in Eukaryota, Metazoa, Chordata, Aves, Accipitriformes, Cathartidae. Gene Ontology annotation, biological process: DNA repair; DNA damage checkpoint signaling. The transcript is spliced from 5 exons.